Molecule: messenger RNA, 5253 nt
Organism: Sander lucioperca (pikeperch)
Lineage: Eukaryota; Metazoa; Chordata; Actinopteri; Perciformes; Percidae
Exons: 2
Coding region: 3167-4540 (457 amino acids)
Biological process (GO): keratan sulfate proteoglycan metabolic process; N-acetylglucosamine metabolic process; carbohydrate metabolic process
Cellular component (GO): Golgi membrane
Molecular function (GO): keratan sulfotransferase activity; N-acetylglucosamine 6-O-sulfotransferase activity
Source: RefSeq, a predicted model, not a curated record
AUAUUAAUAAUUAUUUAUAAAAUAAUUCUGUUGUUUUUUAAGUGGUAACCCAAUGUGCUCUAGAUUGAUUUCAUAUUGGUAUCAAUUACUGAAAAUGUAUUGUCAAUGUUUCCAGAUGCAAAUGUAUGCUCUCCAUGAACCUUACUGCUACUGAAACUUGAACUAGCCUACAGUAACGUUAUAGAUUAAGUGACGGGAUGAGUUUAGAAGUUGCCGGUCUGUCAUCCAUCUAUUUUGUCCUGUAUUCCACUAAACUUAAAAUAAAUCAGUCCUUUUAUUUAACACUUAAAAAAACACCGUUUCUUUCUGUUUGUGCUGUUUGUGAAUGGCCACAGACAAGAUCAGAUGACGCGUUGACAUUUUGCUUCAUUCUACCUCCCUCUGUUUGUAAUGUAGUGCCUUCACUCCGUGUGUGUGUGUGUGUGUGUGUGUGUGUGUGUGUGUGUGUGUGUGUGUGUGUGCGUGUGCGUGCGAGUGUGUGUGUGUGUGUGCUGUAGGAAUUCUGUAGGACAAGAUUCAUCUUCUCCCCUAUCACAGGAGCUCCUCUGUAGCCCGGGGUCAGAUGCAGCUCAUCUGCACUCCGCAGCAGCUCUGCUCUGCUCUCCGCCUGUGGCACUCUUAGUGUAGGCUGUGUGUGUGUGUGUGUGUGUGUGUGGCGUUGGGGGAGAGAGAAGGAGAAGGGGAAAAGGUGGAUAGAUAGAUGGAGAUCAGAGCGAGAAAGACAAACUGGAGGCUUAGGGCUCCUCCUGGCGUUGCUACUGUUGCUCAACUCUCUUUGUUUUUCAGGUUAGAUCAUCAGGCUUUGCCAAUAAAUUGCCUCACUCAAAGGAUCUGUGAACACACCAAGGUGCCUUAAUAGAAAAAUCUUUAGCACUGCCACAUCCCUCAAUCACUCACAUCCCAAAUCCCUCAAUCCCACCCUCAUCACUAACUUCUAACCUCAUUUGUUGCCUUUAUUUUCCACAGAGGCAACUGCCUUCCCUGCACCAUGCACUCCAACACUUUUACUGCUAGCUUUGUUAUCUCAGCAGCAGCAACGCCUGAAUUUACAACUCAAACCUGCCAGAGGGGCGUGCACCGCGCAGUGUAAUCUUUGGUUGAUUCUGUCCCCUAGGCUUUUAUCCCCUGUAAGCACCGUUAUUGUUUGAUGGAUACAAAAACUGAGACUGCCUGAAGCUCACAGUCGCCUUCCAGUUGUUGACAGAGUGUCUAUUAUUCCUGGUGUGAGUCCCGGUGCGGGGGGAGUUAUAAACCAUGGAGAAAGGAGGAUCUUGCAAAUCAAAUUGCUUCAAUCCAUUGAAGCAUCUGUCCUCAUUCUCCAGAGGGCAGCAGGAUGUGUAGCAAAGGAGGCUCCGAGCCCUGAUCGCGACUGGAAAGGAAAACAAAACCUGUCGCUGAGGAAUCAUAUGAUGUGGUCAGCCAGCUGUGCAGUACACAUAGGGUAUGGAUGGCAGGACUGUCAAUUUGACAGGUUUGCCCCCUCUUUUUCUUAAGUGUCAGAUAUGGUAAAAAGCUUGGUCAAAGUUUCUCAUUAUCUGCAGUCAUUCAUGCUUCUAUUUCUCUGCCUUUUCAUCCGUCUCUCCUGUCCUUCAACAAACGCACAAACAGGCCGAGCAGUUUUAAAGUUGUUCUGAAAAAAGGGACAAACAGUAGCCUACAGCGUCCCCGUUUCUGUCAUUUUGUCUGCAGCUCACAAAAGUUUCUCCCCCUGAUGGGUUCAUUCUGUGAUUGCUGUUUUUAGCUGUAUUCAAACAGAAUGGCUCAUGAUGUCAGCUUGAUUUCUUUCCCCUCACCCACAGAGUAAAUGUCUUUGGUUUUGCGCUGUUUGUGAUUAAUGGAACAUCAAAAGCCAAUCUGAGCUCAGUGUGAUACAUUCCUGAGGAUAUGAGUCUGCCAGGGACACAUAAACAUCAUUAUUGAACAAGAGGGAGACUGGAGAGAGACAGAGUGACAGAAAGAGGGUGAGGAAGCAAGAUAUUUAUUUUUGUCAGUAAUAUGAUGUAUAUUUACCUGUGGUUUGGAUGAUGAUUGCCUCAGUGAGUGAUGGAUACACACUUUGCGCCCAGGGAUCUUGUGUGAUUACCUACCAUCAGUUUGGUGCAGAGGGACAAAUGGAUGGCAGCACCUUUUUUCCAAAUCCAUUUGGAAAAUCACAUCUCCCUUUGCUCUUUCACGCCCAGUGGCAAAAGACUCGAAGGGUACAAAAGAAACUUCUCCACUCAUCUACGUGAAGUCAGCUAUAUUUAUCCGGUUAUGUAGCUCUCUGCUGGGCUUAGAGGCUUAAUUACCCAGAAGAGAGGAAAGCAAAAAUGAAAUGCAAUUAUGCAAUUGUGUGCACGGUAUCUUGAAUAGUGGAGCUAUCGUAGAUAGGGACAUUACUGCUACCAUUUCCCAGUAAAAGUCUGACCUUUGAUUCAUGUUUUUCUGCCGAACAACAAAAUCCUGAACCUGUUUAUUCAAAGCAUUUAAGCUACUUAUGAUAAAAGUGCUAAAAGGUGAUGUCUGUUUGCUCUGCUCGGAGAGAGAGCGCAACCUCCAUUUUUUUAAGAAACACAAACACAUGUGCUUUUAAGGAAUACUUUGACAUUUCGGUAUACACUCUUAAUUUCUUUCCUUGAUAAAACGAAGCUUCAACCAGCAGCUGGUCAGCUUAGCUUAGCAUAAAGACUGGAAACUCUGAAGGUAAUAAAAUGCGCCUCCCAGCACCUCCAAAGCUCACAAAUUAACUGGUUAUACCUAGUUUGUUUAAAGUUUAAACACUUUUGUUUUUGUAUGGUAAAAAGAGAUAUACCAUUUUAUUUAGUGAGCUUUAAAGGUACGCCUUUGGACAGAGCCAGGAUAGCUGUUUCAACCCCCCCCAUUUCCGUUACGCUAUAAGCUAUCUAAGCUAACUGGCUGAAGUGUUUUCAAUCUUUUCAUGGUAUAUUUCCCAAAAACUAUUCCUUCCUACUUUUUGACUGCACUAGAAAACGCUGGUACACAAUUUCUGGGACAAACGUUCACAUUCCGAACUGGCAAGGGAAAUCUGGAUUUCUGGAAAGUUAACGUGACAUACUUUACCUUCUACUGUUUAAGUGCCCUUGAGCAAGAAUCCUAACUGCUCCAGCAAAAGCUGCUCAUUGGCCAUCAGUAUAAGGCUGCAGGCGUGAAGGAGUGUGAGCUGUACAUGUAUGCAGCUGAGAAAAAGCAUCAAAAUGAAAUCUCAUUGUGUGUGUCUCUGUUUCCCUGGCGGCUUCAGCGUGAAGGAUGUAGAGCCAGAGGGGGGAGCAGGAUGGAGUGCUCCUGGAAGACGGUGCUGCUGCUGGUGUGUGCGUCUCUUGGGGUCCAGUACACGGCCAUCCGGACCCUGAGGGACUCUCUGUCUGGGCCCUGUCAGGGAACCUACCGCUGCCAGACCAGACACCACAGAGACUCCAGAUGGAAAACCUUGUGUGAUAACAGUUGGAUGCCAGUUGAGUCGCCUCGGAAGCACAUCCUGCUGUUUGCCACCACGCGCAGCGGCUCCUCCUUCACCGGGCAGCUCCUCAACCAGCACCCAGGGAUCUUCUAUGUGUUUGAACCUCUCUACCAUGUCCAGCAGGCUUUCACCAACUCCAGCAGCAGGCUGCGUCGCACCCUGGACCGACGAGCCCUGCUGGGAGCGUACAGGGACCUCCUCCUCAAUCUGUACACCUGUGAUCUUCACUUCAUGGAGAACUACAUCCGCCCGGAGCCCCGGGACCACGUCACAAGCUCCUACUUCCGCCGAAGCUCCAGCCACGCACUCUGUUCCCCUCCCGUGUGCUCGGAAGGAGGGGAUAUAGCGGCCUCUGAUCUGCCUGAUGAAACGUGGUGUCCUAAGAAGUGCGGGGCCCUAAACCUUACCCUAGCCUCCAUGUCAUGUCUGUCAAGGGAACACAUAGCCAUAAAGACUGUGCGGGUCCCUGAGGUGGGAGACCUGCGCACCUUGACAGAAGAUCCACGCCUGGACCUGAAGAUCAUCCACCUGGUGAGAGACCCCAGAGCCAUCCUCGCCUCACGCAUGAUGGCGUUUUCAGAUCAAUUCCGCGCUUGGAAAAUAUGGAAUGCGACCGGGCGGCAGCCUCGAUACGUGGACCUGACGCAGAUCACCAGCACCUGCAAGGACAUGGCUGCCUCUGCAGAAACAGGCCUGCAAAGACCGGCAUGGCUGCGGGGACGCUACCUGCUGGUGCGGUAUGAGGACCUGGCGUUCAACCCGAAGGACAAGGCCACUGAGAUCUACAGGUUUGUGGGGCUGGAGAUGGAGGACAGGGUGCGGCUGUGGAUUGCAAAGAACACCAACAGUAACGCGUCGUCUCCGUCAGAGUGGAACUACAGGUACUCCACCACCAGAGACUCCAGGGCGACAGCAGAGAGCUGGAGGCUUCGUCUGGGCUUUGACAUCGUGAGGACUGUCCAGAAUCUGUGCAACGACACUCUGGCUCUGCUGGGAUACAAGCAGGUUCACUCUGCAGCGGAACUCAGAAACUUGUCUCACAGUUUAGUGGAGCACAGGACCUUUCAACCAGUCACAUGGUAGAAAAAAACAUUACUGUUAUUUAUUUAUUUAUUUAUUUCAGCUGACUUUCCUCUCUGUCAUGAUGCUGAUAACAUGAAUGUAAUUUAUCUUAUUUUUCAAUAAUGCCUAAACUAAUAUCACUUUUUAUGGUUUUGUUAAAGAUAUUAAAAGUGCCAAAUGUCAAGAGUGUGUGAUGCUAGAAAAAGUAUUGAACCAGAAUUAAGUCCAUACUGCUGUAUGUGUUGAUUGAAAACUCUUCCAAACACUGAAUCCUGAUGUGAUGAAUUUUUAAAAAAAAAAAUUUUUUAGGAUUAAAUUUUCCCAUAAUUUCAGUGUUUAAACAUGGGGAAAAAGACAGUUGAAAGAGCCCAGCUACCAUUUCAGAGUAAAUCUGACCCUAAAUCAGACACACAAGAAGCGAGGGGGAUGUAUUUGUCAAAUAAAUAAAUAAAUUAUAGGGCUUGCCUUCCAAGUGUCUAUCUCUAAUGCAUUUUGGAGAAGGAUUAAAAUGUCACGUUGUAGGAAGAAUAUUUUCUGCAGAGCACUGCAGCUCUAAUUUCUAUGUGAAGAUGGGUCUCAUAGAACCAAGUUUUUUUUGUAAAUACUGAUUAACUGUUGCAAUGCCAAGUGUGCAAAUGUUAUGUGCUGGAUGUGUUUGAACAUUUUUUUUGUCACUGCAACUAUACUGUUUAUAUUUUCUAGACUUUUUCAAAUAAAUUAUUCAUAUGUAAGUA